This is a messenger RNA of Symbiodinium necroappetens, 522 nucleotides long. The record is from the annotation of a GenBank genome assembly. Lineage: Eukaryota; Dinophyceae; Suessiales; Symbiodiniaceae.
AUGUCCAAGAUGGGCGUGGGGCGAAGACCGAGACCGCAAGCUGUUCGCCCCCAGGAAGGGCCAAAGCUAGCGAAAGUGUGGCAGCUACCAUCUGCAGAAGACAUUGCCUUUUCUCCCCGACCCUUGGCGAUUCAGGUGGAUCUUCCGCAGCCGGAUCAUGUCUAUAUUCAGGAGGCUGAUGCACUGCGCUACAACUAUCCUGAAGUCACUUGGAUCCGCGCGGGAAAGCCUGACAAGGUCUGCUUAGGGUCUCGCAGCAGGCAAAGUGACUGGGAACGUUUUCGAUCCACUUGCCCCGCAAUCUUGGAUGCUGCCGAACAGCUUAUCGCCUCCUUUCCGGGUCAGUCGGUGGAGGUGACCUUCGGCGACGUGCUGGACUAUCAAGAGGGACAUCUGUUGGGUUGGCAUCAGGAUAACAUGGACCUACAAAGGCAUUUAUUCACGGUGGUCCUGACCCUGUCAUCCUCUGGGGAUGGCCGAUGUGAGUGGCGCGAGAUCGCUUCAGAUGGGGGUCGCCUAGAA